AUGGCAUUGGAUCCAAUUGUUCCUUCAAAUUCAAGUGCAAGAAGAUGGACAGACCGCAUAAGUAACGCGCUUAAGAAAGAUGUCGUUGUAGACGUCAAUCUUCUCCCUCCUGUCUGUGUCCUCCACAUUCCGAAAACACUAACUCAUCACAAACCAGAAGCGUAUACUCCUCAGCUCAUCGGUAUGGGACCUUAUCACCAUUUAAGGCCAGACUUAUAUCAAAUGGAAAGGUACAAACUUGCUGCCCUCAAACACAUUCUUCAGCCUGUUCAAAUCCUCAAUUUUGAGCAUCUCUUGAUCGAUAAACUUAGAGAUAAUGACCUUGUUAUACGUGCUUGUUAUAACCGGUUCAUGGACAUAGAUGAGGAGACAUUAGCUUGGAUAGUAGCCAUAGAUGGUCUAUUCUUGCUUAACAUCCUCCGUUCAUCAUAUGGGAAUAAUGUUCAUGAUGAUAGUAUUGAUGACAAUGUUUUCACUCGAGACUUUAUGAUGCUUGAAAACCAAAUCCCCUUUGUCGCUGUGAAGCAAAUUAGAAAGUUCCUCUGUUUCUCAUCCCCUGAAGACAGAGAAGACACCGAGUUAGUUUCCAUGUUUAGACGCUUCUGUGAAAUGCAUUCCCCACUUCCUUUGCCUAGAAAUAAUGCUAAAGAAACUCGGCCUCUUCAUUUGCUUGAUCUUAUGUAUCAUUUAAUCCUCGAUGAUCAUGUAGAUUUUGUUUCAAUUCCGAUUCAAAUGUCAUCUAUCGUUAUCAAACAUGAUGAUAAAGAUGAAGAAAAUGUUUAUCAAGAUACACAUGAAGACAUCAUUCACAACUUUGAAACAGUCUUGGAGGUGUUCGAGCCUAUAGGCCCAAGAAACGUGCAAAAGCUUCUAAAAUCUAUUAACCAGGUCGUGGAAAACGUCCCAUGGUCAAUGAUUUCCGGGCUAUUUAGGAAAGGUAUGGAAAUAAAUGGAGACGAAGAAAGAGACAAUACCAGUACUAUCCCUUCAGCAUCCUGCUUAUGGUGUUAUGCCAGAGUCAAAUGCAGCCCCAUUCAUGAGGGUCUCAGUAGGAUUAAGUUCGAACAAGCUUCUUCGACUUUGUACCUUCCUGUGAUCACAAUGAAUGCUGGCUCAGAAGUCAUAAUUAGAAACUUGAUGGUCUAUGAAGCUGCCAUGUCGAAAUCCAAGCUCGAAUUUGCUAGAUACAUCAAUCUUAUGAGUGGAAUUGCAGAUACUACUAAGGAUGUGAAGUUGCUUAGGCAAGCUGGUGUUGUCAAAGGGGAUUUGACUGAUAAUGAAAUUUCCACUUUGUUCAGUACUAUACAAAGGUCAUUUGUAAGGUCUAGCGGAAGUUCUAAUGUGGAGAUUGCCAUGGAGAAAGUCAACAAGUACUAUAACCAGAGGCUAAUCGUUAGGGCUCGUAGAGGAUUGAAGAAACACAUCUAUGUUUCUCGGAAGUUGUUGCCUGUUGCUAUGUCGAUAUCCAUUGUCUUGCUGCUAAUUUUCCAAGCAUUUUGCUCCGUAUAUGGUUGCCACAGUGUUUGGGUCAAUAGAGACUAG
This is a messenger RNA of Solanum lycopersicum (tomato), 1542 nucleotides long. RefSeq names its product putative UPF0481 protein At3g02645. The record is from RefSeq and is a predicted model, not a curated record. Lineage: Eukaryota; Viridiplantae; Streptophyta; Magnoliopsida; Solanales; Solanaceae.